AUGUCAGACGCUGUAGAGAUCGCAAAUUUGGAGCCGGAGGCAAGAGAAAAACGGCUCUCCGAGAAGCCCUUGGAAUAUUUCAAACUGCUCAAAGACUGCCCUGAUGUUGUCGCUAUCCCGAUUUACGAUGUAGGCUAGCCAUUUCCAGCAGUUUCAGGCACUUUAGCACUUCCAAAAUUUAAAUUUCCGUUUUCCCGCAAUUUUUGGCAUUGUGUUUCAGGUGUCGAAGUCUGCGUGAAAAGCUUGCGUAAUGGUUCAAAAAGCCGUAAUAUUGCUCUCUGAACUUUCGUUUUCUGAUUUCAGGAAGUGAAACGUCGCUGGGAACGGGCGGAAGAGCGUGUUAAAACCUUAGAGGAGCUGGUCAAGGGCGUAAAAUGGGAGGAGAACUCGAUCGAAGAGGACCGAUAUGACAUUAUCAGUGAGGUCAUGGACAAGGCCAUGCAGGGAUUCGAAAUCAACGAGGAGCAUGAGGUAAAAAAUCGAAUUUUGAGAUUUUUAUGGGUAAAAAAAUAAAAUUUUGGGGCUUUCGACAAAAAUUUCAAAAUUAAAAAGUUGAAUAUUUAAAUUUUCAGAACCGAAAAAUCAAAUUUGGUCAUCGAAUUUUCCUCGAGGCCAAGAUGUUGUUGGGGAUUAACCAUGCCUUCGACCGAGUUGAAGCCAUUCUCAAGGACUUCUUUGCCUUCCACAAUGACAAGACUGGAGCCGCCUACGAAAGGGAUGAUUUGAGGAUGGAAAUUAGACUUAUGGACGCCUGCUUCACCGAAGUCCACACUGGAUUCCUCAAGAGUUAUUUGGAUAUGGAGUUGUGA
Molecule: messenger RNA, 809 nt
Organism: Bursaphelenchus xylophilus (pine wood nematode)
Lineage: Eukaryota; Metazoa; Nematoda; Chromadorea; Rhabditida; Aphelenchoididae
Source: the annotation of a GenBank genome assembly